AUAGAUUUUAACAAUAAGCCACUUUUUCAUCUAUGCUAAUGAAUUCGAGAAGAGCCUAGCUAGUGAAUUAUUACUCUAUUGAAGUUGAGAAUGCAUCGAAGUACCUGGUAUGUAUCUUUUAAUCUCAAAUGCGUCAUAUUGUUGGUGAUUUACUUUUAAAAUAUAAUUUUUAUAAUAAUUUCAUGAAAAAAAAUAAUCAUUUAGUGAACUAAAAGCGUAAAAAUGUAAAGCAUUUUGGUGAACUAGAAGCGUAAAAGCGUAAGCUUUUAAGUUUUAAAGCGCAAAUUAGUCCGAUAUUAUACACUUUAAGUUUUGAUAUGGAAACGAAAGCGUUUUGGUGACCUAAAAGCGUAAAAUCGUAAGUUUUUAAGUUUUAAAACGCGAUUUUGACUGCAUUGUGUACAAGCAAUCACUCUAUUGUGCACCCAGUUGCCCCCAAGUUAUGAUAACGUGUUCCAUUAAUAUAAUUGUAAGUGAAACAACAGUGUGCUAUUUUUCAUAUGACAUUUAACCAUAUGACAUAUGACUUGAUUUUGAAGACACUUGAGCAUGAUUGGGAGAUUCGUUUAACCAAGCAUGUUGAUGAUUUUGCGGCCAUGCAUAUGGUCUGGUAGGUAGCAGAUAAACCAUUCUCUUUCAUGCAUGAACUUCGAUUCUCCUCUGAAAUGAUUCUUGUUUACUUGCAAAUAUCUCAAGCCCCUUGGCGAUAGUCAUAGGGACAUGAAAAAACGGGCCAUAGUUAGCCUUUGAAAUUGACACAUGAGAAGGCUUAAGAUGGGUGCUUACAAUCACCACAAACGACAUUCGACUAUAGUAUGUUGGCGAUAAGUGAAACUGCGAAUCCGCCUUGCAAAAUGUUACGAGAACCUAAUUGUUUGCUCUGUAUCUCAAUGAUUCAAACAUAGCAACUACGAAAUAUGGCACGAGCAGUUGAGCAAAUUAAGACCUCACUAGGAUUUAGAGCAUAACUAAAAAUCACUUUCACUCGACCAGUGGGGUAAGGACAAAUAAUUUAUGCAAAGAUGUUGCAUUUUAAAUAUGCUCAUCCUACACUCUUUCUAUCAUGAAGUUAGCUCCUAAAUAUUUGCAUUUCGACCGAGCCUCCAUGAAAUAGGUCACCAUUAACUUAUCCGGAGGACUUUUAAUAAUGUAAAAUGUGGCUAGGGUUAAGUACAUGGGAUAGUCGUUUCAAGUGGCUAAAAGUUGAAGGUUCCACUAUUUCCAAAACUCACGACUCUCUACUUAAUCACGCUCCUCUGCAUGAGAAAAGGAAUGGAUAUUUAUUUGAGGAUUUGAGAGUUCACUUAGCCAAUGGACUUUGUGAAACAACUCAUAUUAAGUGUAGGAAAUUGGAUGGACAACUCUCUUUUUAGUGGUAUGAUCUUUUGUACUUUUCAUUUGAGAGCUUAAAGGCAAGGGCAAAACAUCUUGAUUGUGGAACAACGCUUUUUGGAUAUGAUCCCUCAGCUAAUUUUUUCUGUCCGAAAUGCAGAAUACCAUAUUUUAAACAUCCCAUGGAACCUCGAAAGGGUUUGAGUAUAAGGGCUUGAAAGAACCGAGAUUGGUUGAAAACAUGGUGUAACUGAAGAAACAUGGUACACUCCAUGAGGUUUGACUAAGGGAUAUAGUAAUACGGAUAGUCAUUUAGGUUUUGGAAUACACCUAUGCCUCCAUCUUCCUAGUUAACGGUAUCACGACUCGGUCUCGUGCAAACAUUAAGCAUAAUCAUCAUGCAGAAAGGGAUCUAACACACAAGAAAGGAAACGAACUGGUACAAAAUUCACAGGCUUUCUAGCUGCUCAUUCUCUCAUGCAAGUUUUCCCAAUUUCUAUGUUUAAACAACCAAAAGUGUUGAUUGACUGAUUCUGAUUCACAUGUCAUUUUUCCAUGAAAGGAGGAAUAUCAUUGAUCACCUGCAUACUACAUUCUCAGUUGUCAUUAUAAACUGUCAUACAGCCAUAAUCAUCAUUUCCCUUUAUUGUGCACAUACUGGUAGUCUUGGUAGAAAUGGGAAACCAAACUCCCAACUCAAAAUAUGGAUACAAGAUUAUGAGAUCAACAAUUGGAAUGGAUUUCCCAUAAGAAUCACCAAUAGUAGGUAGAUUUGUGUCCGUGAACUUUUGAAGCAAUGCUGACUAGCUUUCUCCUUCCUUCAUACUUGUUGGUGCAAUGCCAUUGGACGCGUAACGAAUAAUCUUCUUUAUUUUUCCUUUUCCACGCCAUCAAUGCCCCAAUUUGAUCUCCAAGAUUUUCAUAAUUUUCUUGAUUCUCUUUAAUCUCGUCCAAACGCUUCUGUGUCUUCUCGCUACAUAUCUGCUUGUGAUCCAGUUUUUGAGCAAAUUGGGUAUAUGAGAGAGGAAACAACUUUUUUUUGUCGGUGAGCAAUUUUGAAAACUUUCUAGAAAUCACAUCAUCUUUAUUACUCAUAUCAAAAUCUAGGUUUAAUGCAAGAAAAUUUGAGAUGGAAAAUGAGGAUUAAAAUGGGAAAAUGAAACGAGUUUGGUCAUAUGACAAGUUAUUAUGAAGGAAUUGGUGAAUAAGACAAUGCAUGGAAUGACUUGGGAAAAUAUGCAAUUAUGUUAUGAUUUCUUUAAAAAAAAUUUUGGGUGAAAUGUGAUGAGAUGGACAAAUUUGGUAUAGACAUACACGAUUUCACAAGUUAAAGAAAAAUUACCACAAAGUUAAUAGUAUAAUUAUGCGUCGGGUGGGAUCUAGGUUUGGACGCUUUAAGGGAACCCGAAUUGUAUUUCACAGUCGCUCCAUUGAGCUAGUGAAAUGUAACCUCAUCUAAUAGUCUUUCGGCGGUAUUAGAGUAGGUUCCAUUCGGGCUGGAGGAUUCCGUGCGCCCUUACCAUCCUAAAGGCAUACACUACUCCAUCUGAGGGUCCUAGUAAGGGUGUAGCUCGGGUGUAGAGCUUUAUGUAUGAACAUCAUCACGUAUCGAUAGUAAAUAAGCAACUCAUUUCAAACAAACAACAUUAAAGACAAAUCAAACAUAGCCUAACCCACGUAGGUAAAGAUAAACCUGUGUCCCCAGCGGAGUCGCAAACGUUCCGUCCGCGACGCGGCGCGAAAAAGAGGAGUCGCCACCAAUCUCUCAAAGUGGAUUGGACACUUGGGAAGCCAAGCUUAAAUCGGUUAAGAUUUAGGCUCGGCUCGGUCUGCGAAAUAGAUUUUUUUGGGUUCGAGGGUCGGUUACGAGUAAGGAAGGUAUUAGCACCCUUACAUUGCCCUAAGUCGGUACUAUAAGUUUGAAUUGUCUUUUUAUAUUUGUUUGUUUAGAAUUAUUUGGAUUUACUUUGUAUAUGUGAUGUCAUUUUUUUAAAUAUAUUACAUGUUCAUCAACAUGUAAUUAUGUUAGAAGAAUGAAUUAAUAUUUUUGGUAAUUUUCAGGAGAAAAGGUUUUAUUUAUUAGUGGACUUGGACCCGUAGGCCGCCUACGUACCCGACAUCUCGGGAUCAAAGCCCUCGCAGUUCAACUGACACUUACUUGUUUUAAAACAUUUGCUUACGUUCCCAUCGGUACGUAAUAGUUGCUUAAUUUGAUGACGAUCCAUAGAUCGUAAUUUGCUUGAGAUAGGUUAAAUGAUUUUUGACCACAUACCCAUCGGGACGUAAAAUUUUAUUGAUUUGAACACAAUCCAUCGAUUGUAAUUUGUUUAAAAAGGGUUAGCUGAUAAAUUGAUCAUGUAUACAUCGUAAUGACUUGAUCGUAUAAUUUGAUAAAAAUAAUAUUUUAGGAGUUCUGUGGGCUUGAACCUUUCGGUCGCCUACGUACCCGACAUCUCGGGAUCAAAGUCCGCGUAGUUCGAUUUGUGUUGAUUUGUUUGUACGAAAAGAGAUUAACUUUAGUGUGAAAAUUAACUAAACUAUUGGUUAAGAAUAAAUAUGUUCAGUUACAAUUGCAUAUCAAUAUUAUUUAACUGGGUUGAGUGGCUAAACACUCAGCUUGACGAUAAAAUGUAACUGUUUGCAAAAUUAAAGGAUUUUUAUUUUUGUCAAACAUUUAAGAAAAGGUGAGGGCUACGUCGAGUUACUUAGAAAUUAAGAGAUAAAAAAUCCUUACAUGUGCUGUGAUCCGACGCAGAGAUGACCAAAACCCAACCUUUUCCCCCUUUCUCUUUCUUCUGCUCCCCACACUGCGAUCUUCUCCUUCGACGGCGAACUGAACAACAAGGAACAGUGGCGCGGCGGUGGUCUGGUGGUGCAACUGAGGCGAUGAUCGACGAUGGGUGGCGGCAGUGCGGUGAUGAAGACGCGCUGGCCUGACGAUUCGGCGGUCCGACAACUAGAGAUAGCAAUUUCGACCUGACCCAAUUUACCGGACCUGUUUGGCCUAUUUUGGGGCGAGGCGGGCAUGAGUAUCUCUCAUCAACCCGACCUGCCCUUACCCGCUCCAUUCUUGACUCGUUCUUGCCUAAAUUACAUAUAAUUUUAGUCAAAUUACUUAGGAUUCUCCUCUUAUUAUAUUAUAUUUUAGCUAUAAUAAAGUUGUAAUUAAGUGAAAACUUCAAUUUCUUCAAUAAUUUAACUAGAUUUUAUCAUAUUAUGGUUUCUUUCUUGGUCUUUUAAUGAAAAUAAUGAAUAUUCCUAAUGUUUUUUACUUAAAUAACAUACCCAUUGGGUCGGCCUGCCCCGAGCCGCGCCUCGUAAUUAAUUACCCGACCUGGACCUGACAUGCCAUGGGGUGGGUAUGGGUAUCGAGAUACCCGCCCUGGACCUGCCCCAUUGCCAUUCCUACCGACAACGGGAUAAGCUCGGCAAGAUGUCUGGUGGCGGCGACAAUGUUGGGGUGGAGCCACGGAAACGGCGAGCGGCGAUGUGAGGCGUCUGGUGGUGUUGAUCAGGUCGACGGCGGCGGACUCGGGAGGGAGGAACUGAAGCUCCAAGAUGGCAGUGGUGUGGGUCGGCGAUUGAGGGUGAGAUGACGACGGCGGCAUGGUGGUCGCAGGCGGCGACGGGUGAGCUUUUGUUAUUUAAUUUAUCUAAUUUUACGAAGUGAGGUAGGGUAGCGAUAUGAUUCAUUUAAUUUUCCAGAAAUUGUAGGAUGUUUGGAUUUGAGAUUAUGAAAGGGUGAAUGGUUGUUGAUUAAGAACGAAUCUCUUGAUUUCUUUGUUUUCUUUGUGUUGGCUAAAGAAAAUGGUUGCUCUCUCGAGUGGAAUUUCGAUCGAAAGAUUUGAACAAACUGGCUAUUUCCCCCCUCCCCCCGAUUCUCAUCCUGCUGCCUCUUCUUAUAGGAAACCGAAGACCACUAUACACCCAUCUCUCAACCACUUCAGCCUACUCCCAUCUCUAUAAUCAAUUUUCUGUACCCAGAUCUGAUUUCUCUUCCUUUCCAUUUACUCUUCUGCCUUGUACAACUCACCAAAGCAUGGAGCUUGGUUAUCUUUCUUGUUUUUGCAGGCAAUGAGGUGAGGAUGGAGGAGCAGAGGAGGAGCGGGUUUGGUCUGGUGAAUCAAACCGGUCUCACUCGCUAUGUGGGUUGCUAGGACAGAAUCUGUGGGCUAUGGGCCUUUUCAUUAUUUCUCUUUUGUUGUUGUUUUUGUUAUGGAAUGGGCUGAUUGGAAGUCCAAUGUGUAACAGAAAUGGAUUGUAAUGUGCUGAUAAAUUUCUAGUGUUUAAACCUAUCCAGCUCGAACAAAAUUAUUUAGUAUGAAAUUAACUCGGACGAAAAUGGGUGUCAACAACCCGAAUAUGAAAGUGGAGGAAUACGAAAUUGAUUUGGAAAAGGAGGACUAGAGGCGGUGGACAAAAUUGCCUAUGAUGGUGAGCUUUUAUUUCUGUCUUCUUUGUUGAGAUUUUAAAUUUCACCUACUCGAUUUUGGACACUCGCUGCAGAGCAGGACGGUAGCAAUGAAGAUUCCGAUGACAUGGUAUCGUUGAGUUUGUAAGCCUUAUCCAUAGGGGAACAAUGGAAACUGAAGGUGGUGGUGAUGAUGGACCAGCAGGAGGACGGGGUGAGAGUUUGUGUAACCUCUAAUGUUCAGGAUGGAAGAUGGGAGAAGCUUGGCGGCGGCCGAGGAGGGGCGAACUUUCGUCGUCUGAUCAGAUGGAAUUGAAAUCCCCUGCCAACAGCCAAUUAUUAGUACCUUGUUUAGACAGAUAAGUCCAGAAAGCACAAGAAAAGCCAACGAGAGGUAUGUAGUUUCAGUUUAAUUGCCGUCAUAGUUGGAAUGGACACGACUCCCUGGCGGGGAAAAGUAGGGCGAAGGUGGUGAGCUCUAUUUUUACUUUUGUAUUCACCGAUUGAUCUUCCUCCUACCUCAACCCCCUAAAAAUGAUCUUGCUUCUCACUUUUCUUGAUUUUACUGUUGCAAGCACAAGCUAAACAUGGAGUAGCAGCAAACAUGGAAAGGUAAGAGGGAUGGUGUGGUUUAUUUAGCUGUAUUGAUAAACUCAAUAUCUCUCUUUUAUAUAUUUUUGAAUGUGUUGUGUGGGAUUAACAGAUGGGCAAUGCUAACAAGAGAUAAAGUGAGAAGGGGCAAGAAGGUGACAAAAUUGCAACUUGGGACUUUCUAUUUUGUUCUUCAAUAUGUUCUUUGCUGUUUUGAAAUUCUCAAUUUGUUCAUGCUUGCUUUUUAAUCUCCAUUUGUUUGUGUUUAUUAUCGUUUUGUUUGUUGUUUGUGAACUCGAUUUAUCGAUUUAAUAGUUUUUGUUUUUGCAGCUGGGUUUCAUACGCCUGGGAACCAGCAAACGUGGGUGACGAACUUAUCGAGCUUUCCCUUCUUCUCAUUAUUUUCUUCGGGUCUGUCUUAUUCGACUAUUGUGUGCUUAUGGCUGUCUAGAAAUUGAGUUUCCUUAUCCAAACUCAACUAAAGAUUAUAUUUAUAUGCGCAGUCUAAUGAGCGACUUAUGGGUUGAACCAAAAGUAUGUGAAGUUGACAUUAUUCUUGAAACUAGGUAGACCAAUAUGAAACUUUUAUAUAGCAGCUACUGCUUUGCUAGCUUUUGUGUGAGCCAUUCUUUUGCUUUUACCUGCUUCCUCUUUUGAUUUAAUGAUGCUUGCUCAUUUUGAUGUAUAUACAUGUUUUUCCUGCAACUUCAGUUGAGGCCUUGCCGCGUACAUGUUCUUUCUGAAAAUGUGUUGGAUGCGGAUAGUUUCUAUUUUCCUCUGUGCUCUGCUUAAUUCAAUUAAAGUUUUGACAUGUAGAUAUUCGUAUUAUUUCAUUUGGUUUAUCUUUAGGUUGUAGUACAAUGAUGUUGCAGUUAAUGAUGUGUCAAAAAACUAUUUGAUUAUUCGCACAAAAGAAUUGCAGUUGCUACCAAGGGCUCAAAAUCAUGAGUUACACAAACAUACUGCUUGCUUUCACAUUCAUGCGUAGAAAGCUAUGUCUUUAUGCUCAGAAUCCUUCUCUUCAAAUUUCUUUUUUUUUAAAUUUUUUUUGCUACUGCACUUUUUUACCAGCCGCUGGGAUGAUGCAUCUACAAUGUUCAUUUAACUUAGUGGCUUCACCACAUUUUGCAUUCCAGGCUAUCUCUAUCAGCUACAUGAUUGUGUACAGAGAUAUACACCUCUAAGUUGAAUAGAAUACCGAUGCCACA
Linum trigynum is the source of this 7542-nucleotide messenger RNA. The record is from the annotation of a GenBank genome assembly. Lineage: Eukaryota; Viridiplantae; Streptophyta; Magnoliopsida; Malpighiales; Linaceae.